Messenger RNA from Empidonax traillii (willow flycatcher), 690 nucleotides. RefSeq names its product signal recognition particle 19 (gene SRP19). Bases 54 to 491 code for a protein of 145 amino acids. The record is from RefSeq and is a predicted model, not a curated record. Lineage: Eukaryota; Metazoa; Chordata; Aves; Passeriformes; Tyrannidae. Gene Ontology annotation, biological process: SRP-dependent cotranslational protein targeting to membrane; SRP-dependent cotranslational protein targeting to membrane, signal sequence recognition. Gene Ontology annotation, molecular function: 7S RNA binding. Gene Ontology annotation, cellular component: signal recognition particle, endoplasmic reticulum targeting. The transcript has 5 exons.
CUCCGGGACGGGCCCUGGGGGCGGGCCCCGCCUGCGGGGGAGGUGCUUCUGUCAUGGCCGCCGCCGCCGGCGCCGCGUCCCCGGCCGACAAGGAGAGAUUCAUCUGCAUUUAUCCAGCAUAUUUGAAUAACAAGAAGACAAUAGCAGAAGGAAGGAGGAUUCCUAUAGACAAAGCUGUUGAAAAUCCCACAUCUACAGAAAUCCAAGAUGUAUGUGCAGCAGUUGGAUUCAAUGUGUUAUUAGAGAAAAAUAAGAUGUAUCCUAGAGAGUGGAACAGAGAUGUGCAGUACAGAGGUAGAGUACGAAUCCAGCUCAAACAAGAUGAUGGCAACCCAUGUUUACCUCAGUUUCCAACACGUAAGUCGGUGAUGCUGUAUGCUGCAGAAACCAUUCCCAAACUGAAAACAAGAACUCAGAAGAUGGGAGGUAGUGAUCAAAGCCUUCAGCAAGGAGAGGGAGGCAAGAAAGGGAAAGGGAAGAAGAAGAAGUGAGCUCACACCUGAAAUCACUGUAAAAUCGCAUAGCUGCAUCUAAAACAAAUGCAGAUGGACAUGUUGCUGCAGCUUUGAAGUGAGAGAUACAAGCAAGAAAUAAAGAGGAGAAGUUGAAUAGAACUGCCUGCUUUAUCAGAACUGGAAUGCAUUUAGCUGCCUUGCAUCUGUGUAACAAUAAAUCUGUUUUCACACACAA